UCGAUAGAUCGAUAAGUCCUUUUGCAAACUGAUGAAAAAAUCAACGAAACGCAGUAAAAUCAAUUAAAUUAAAGAGUUGAGCUGGCCUUUAGACAUUUUAUUUAUAUAUGCAUAUAUAAAGAAAAAGAAAGAAGAUUAUUAUCAGGCCAGGCAGCUCGUGUGCACUAGAAUAUUAAGCAAAUAAUUAGUGGCAACAACAACUACUACAAAAGAGCACGAGCAGGCUGUGUUUGCAUAGAUCUUAACUAUUUAUUGCACUCUCGCCCUGUGUGCGCGCUGACCACGUAUUCCCCCACGUAUCUACAGCGGCCAUGGAUAGCAACAAAGAUGAGGCACAGCGCUGCAUCGACCUAGCUGAGCAGGCAUUCACCGAGGGCAGGAUCGAGCGGGCUGAGAAGUUUCUGCUAAAAGCGGAAAAACUCUACCCAACGGACAAGGCAAAGCAGCUGCUGGCCAAGGUGAAAAGCUCGCCAGGCAGUGGCAAGGAACGACCAGCGGCUGGUGCAGACGCGGACUCUGGACCGCGUAAGCGUGUCAACUCCGACUCCAAGCCCCAUGCGCCGGAAUAUACGAAUGAUCAGAUCGAGGCUGUCAAAAAGGUCAAAAAGUGUAAGGACUACUAUGAGGUGCUCGGUGUUAGUAAGACAGCCACCGAUUCAGAGAUUAAGAAGGCAUACAAAAAGCUCGCCUUGCAACUGCAUCCGGACAAGAACAAGGCACCCGGAGCUGUGGAGGCAUUCAAGACGUUGGGCAACGCCGCUGGCGUCUUAACCGAUGUGGAGAAGCGCAAGAAUUACGAUCUAUAUGGCAUUAAUGAUUCGCAGAAUGGUGGCACCCGCGGCCACCAUGGCCAUACCCAGCACUACAGUGACUAUGGCGGCUUCCAGGCGAACAUGAGUCCCGAGGAUAUAUUCAAUAUGUUCUUCGAGAACGGAUUCUCACAGCAAAAUAUUUACAUGCGCCAGCAGCGACGCCGGCAUCAGACACGCGACGACAGAGACACGAACAACUCAUCAGCCUUGAUAAACUUGUUGCCCAUUUUAUUGCUCAUCGGUUUGUCCAUGAUGUCGUCCUUCUUUAUAUCGGAUCCCAUGUAUAGUCUAACGCCUUCACAUAAAUACUCGGUGAAGCGUGAGACAAAUGGCCUCAAGAUUCCCUAUUACGUAAAGGACAAUUUCUAUUCGGAAUAUCAAGGAUCAGUUGCCCGUUUGGAGGAGUCGGUGGAGGAAGAUUUUGUCAAUCACUUGAAACACUCUUGUAGUCGAGAGCGAAAUUAUCGUGACUCAAUGUUGGCUAAGGCUCGCACGUUCGGGGAUCGGGAUCUGUAUCGGAAGGCUCAAAACAUAAACACCCCCUCGUGUGAUAAUCUGCAAAAGUAUAUAAUCACAUGA
Messenger RNA from Drosophila arizonae, 1391 nucleotides. Its product is annotated as dnaJ homolog subfamily B member 12. Gene Ontology annotation, biological process: cellular response to misfolded protein. NCBI's taxonomy places the organism in Eukaryota, Metazoa, Arthropoda, Insecta, Diptera, Drosophilidae. Gene Ontology annotation, cellular component: endoplasmic reticulum membrane. Gene Ontology annotation, molecular function: Hsp70 protein binding. The record is from RefSeq and is a predicted model, not a curated record.